AUGGUGACAGCCGCAUGGGGCUGGGCGUCGAAGACCAAAAAUCUUCGCCGAAGCCCAGUGCAUGGGGAAGAAGAAGCCAGGUUGGUGCUUACGGAUAAGUUUGAGGCCCAGGACACGACAACGCAGCAGACGGAGAUGGGUGGCACUAUCGAGCUCGAGGACCGGCUGAGCCAAGUGGAUGGGGCCCGUGCCAAGGGGCUCCGGGACCAGAUCCAGACCCAGCUCCAGCUUUUGAAGACGUGUUUCGCUGAUAUGACCAAGAAGCAAUCCGAUGCCCUCACCCGGCCACUGGACAAGCCCUUCCAGGACUCCAUCCUGAAGGUGUUCGCCGAGGUGACAAAGCAGGAUCUGAUCAUGAACAACUACGUUGUCAGGACUCUGAAAUCUACGCCGGGUUCCUCGAAGCCUGCGGGGAAGUCGAACAAGGACAAGAAGGACAAGAAGGACAAGAAAGAUAAGAAAGAGAAGAAGGAGGAUAAACCACCCAAGAAACCCAAGAAGGAAAGCAAGGGAAGCCAUUCGAGUGAGGACGACGAUGUGAGCGAUGAUGACCUGGCCAAUGAGCUUCUGGUUGGAUUUCAGACUGGGGCAGAAAGUGCUGAACGUGUCGUCCGGAUAGCUCAAGUGGCCUCCCGCAAGAUGCAGAAGCAAGGACCGGUAGACCCGUCUCUAAAGGAAUUGGCAGCAUCUGGAUCCUCCAACGCCUCCCGCAGCCUGUAUCGACUUAUUCAAAGGCAAGGCCAUUGUCUGCCAGUGAGAAUCACUGGGGUCAAUGCACCAAUCCGAGUGAUCAAGAAGGGCAGAGUGCUUCGUGAGGAUUGGAGAUUUCCAACUUUGCUUCCGAGCUCGUGGGUAGAAUAUGCACUUAGCAUUGGAGGACAGCCUAUUUUAGGUGGCUGCACUCUAGAUGAAACGAAGGCAUACACGACAAUGCUCAAGCAGUUCUGGCAAAACUAUCGGAUGACUCACCCUUCCUUCGAUGCAUUUACAAGGGAGGACUUCGAUGAGAUCGCUGCCACCCUCGUACCAUUCGCCAUACAUGGGGAUGAGGGCAGAGGAAAGGGCAAGAAGCCUAUCAUGUGUCUUUCUGUCCAACCAGUCAUUGGGGCUAAGGGCCUGGGUUUUCUCAACAUGAGUGGGUUGAAAGAGUAUCCUGGCGGCUGUGGAAAGGGCUUCGACUGCGGUGUUAUGAAUGGCUGGUUGGAAGAG
This is a messenger RNA of Symbiodinium necroappetens, 1209 nucleotides long. The record is from the annotation of a GenBank genome assembly. NCBI's taxonomy places the organism in Eukaryota, Dinophyceae, Suessiales, Symbiodiniaceae.